Messenger RNA from Hydractinia symbiolongicarpus, 2059 nucleotides. RefSeq lists its product as uncharacterized. The transcript has 3 exons. Lineage: Eukaryota; Metazoa; Cnidaria; Hydrozoa; Anthoathecata; Hydractiniidae. The record is from RefSeq and is a predicted model, not a curated record. The coding region runs from base 61 to 372 and encodes 103 amino acids.
GAAGUACACAUACAUCUUCAACUUAGUUUAAUUCGACACACCAUAGUUUCUUUGAAAACAAUGGCAAUGAAAUUUAUUUUAGCAGCUGUUGCCUUGAUGGCAGGAGCACAAGCCGACCUGCAUACUAAUACAGUAACAGGAACAACACCACCACCAGUCCCAUGCCCUAACAGUCUAUGUGCCGGUAAAGCAGAUGGUAACCACUACUACGACCACCCUACAAUGGGCCAAAAAGACAACUAUUUCGUACAAUGUGUAUCCGGUUUAGCUUACUGUCAAGCAUGUUGGCCUUUGAGCUUGAAAUUCAAGAAAGAAUGUAAUCAAUGCUUGUACAGUAUGAAUGGUAAGCAUUACAUUCCAUUUUUUGUUUGAAACAUCCUCUUGACAAAACCAACAGCAUGAGACUAAUCACGUUUUUUAUAUUCAGAUGCUUGCCACACUACACAGACAUGGGCACCAGUACCAACAUACACCUGCCCUGAUGAGUGCCCAAGCAGAGGACCAAACUUCAAAGGAAACAUCAGAGAUCCUUCCCAACCAAAACAUUACGUUGCUUGCUGGAAUGGUGUUACUGUUGGAUGUGUCAACUGCCCAGCUGGUCUGGAAUUUAACGAGCAAUAUAACAAAUGUCUUUUCGAAGGAAAAUAUUUAACUCAACCUUUGUAGAAUACUCUACUACUAACUUAUGGACGUUUAGAAUUAACAUUGUAUUACGAGGGGUUUUAUAUAAAUUAUUUUAUUUAUCAGCAGGAGAUAACGUUUUAAUUAAAAAGUUGUACUUUUUUCUACGGCUUCACCUAGCUUCAAAUAUUCUUUGUUUCUGCUGAAGUGGCUAUUCAUAAAUGAUGCAACAAAAAUUUUGCCAUGCAUGUCAACCAUUCACAAUAAGAAGAGUCUAGGAAACCAUUGUUACAGAAUGAAAACAUGUUAAUACUAAGCAGGAAUUGCGAAAAAUCAUUAUAUGUUUGUUAAUAAAAGCUCUCUGGUCUUUAUUACUGUUAUCAGUCUACACACAUCUCAAAAGAGGUAGCCCGAUACACUUAAAAAAGCGAAUACACCUUUUAUAAUCUGGUUGUUACAAUCCUUUCAAAAAGAGUAAUCAUUUUUUAAAUAAGUUUAGCUUUGCUUACUUGUUAGUUAGCAACAUUAUCUCGUUCAAAUUACAGAACAUUAUUGGCAACAUAUAAGUUUUUCUUUCAAAUGAGACAUCGGAAAAUAUUAAUGAUUUCAAAGUUGGGUUGAUUACCUGACACAAAAUAAAUGCCAGAGUUGUUAUAGUAAUGGUUAUAUGCGUUUUGUAAACUCAUUCUUAAAUUUUGUUGAUGAAUUAAAAAAAAACAUUUCAACGAUGAGUUAGCAUUUGGUUGGCAUUUUGACAGAUAGCUUACGUGAUUUUUGCCAAGCAUUAACUUUUAAUUGUCAUGUUCUUCCUGCGGAAUGAUCAUAUCCGAUUAGUGGUAACAAUGUUUGACCAAUUGCUCCUUAACUUCUAAUUUAGGCAUUCUUCUUCUGUUUACUUCUUCCGGCCUUCUCUUGGAAGCAAACAGAGUUAAUCGAUGUAAAACUUAGUCAGCAAUUUUAAAAUAAUUAGAACAAUUAGAUAAUUUCAGGUGAUGACGAAAAGGAUUUUUAAGAAAAUUAAUUGUGGGUUUUAUAUCUUCGCUCAAGCAAAAACGGUUAUGUUUGCCAAUUGGUGAAAUUGUUUUUGAAAUUUUGCGUGUGCAAAUUUUCGUUAGUGUUUGCAAAUUAAAAACCUUUUUCUAUAAGGCACAAAGUUUAUUUGAAUUGAAAAAGUUAAAUUUUUUUGAUUCACCGUGCACCAUCAGGUUCAUCAUUCUCGACUUAACGUCCGUUUUCCAUGCUAGCAUGGGUUGGACGGGUAUAGUAAUGACAAUCCAAUCUGAUCUAGACUGUGUUAGAUCUAAACUCAUCUUCCUCUGUAUCAAGUCUGUCCUUAUAACCUCCUGCCAAAUCUUUCUCGGUCUGCCUCUGGGCUUUGCCCCAGGAACUAUCAAGUCUCUGCACUUUCUUACCCAAUUAUCCCCCUUCAUUCUUUCCA